This is a messenger RNA of Austrofundulus limnaeus, 2463 nucleotides long. RefSeq names its product tweety family member 2 (gene ttyh2). The record is from RefSeq and is a predicted model, not a curated record. Lineage: Eukaryota; Metazoa; Chordata; Actinopteri; Cyprinodontiformes; Rivulidae. Gene Ontology annotation, molecular function: intracellularly calcium-gated chloride channel activity; volume-sensitive chloride channel activity. Gene Ontology annotation, cellular component: plasma membrane.
CUGUCAGUGCGCGCUCCCGCUGCCGACAGAGCGAGCCUCGCUCGGUUCGGACAGGAGCGGAGAGUGACUGGAUUUCUGUUUUUGGAAGAAAAGGAAAAGAAAACUCCUCCGCGGGUCUCACUGUGCCUGAACUCACCGCCCCUGCUGGACUUUUCUAUCCUCCGCCCCUGUGUUGGACUCAUCUGUGAGCAUGCUGCCUUUGUUUGAUGUGAGGCUUCAUUAAGACCCGCGCGUUUCAGGACUGACUGAAAGCCUAAUUAGGGAACUUUUUUUUAUUUUUAAUGCCCCUGGGUCAGGAUGUCUUUGCCCCGCGUGGAUUACAUCGCGCCCUGGUGGACUUACUGGCUUCACAAUUUCCCUCACAUCAACUUGAGAUUUCAAGGCACGGACAAGAGCUUCCAGCCUGAAGAUGAGAACUACCAGCAGUCACUCAUAUUCCUGGGAUGUGUGGCAGCUGCUGGCCUUGGCCUCAACCUUUUAUGUUUGGCCAUCUACCUGAGCUGUUUGUGCUGCUGCAGCAAAGACGAAGAGGAGGAAAGCAAGAAGCCCAACUCGUGCUGUGUCACCUGGUCGGCUGUCGCUGCAGGUCUUAUCACAUGGUGACCGGCACCAUGGGCAACAUGAGGACCGGUCUGCACCAGCACCUCGCAAGGCUGGAUGAGAUCUUCGCCACGCGGGGCGACUACGUGCAGACCCUGCAGUUCAUGCAGCAGAUGGCCGACAACGUGAUCAAACAGCUGCUGGGCCUUCCCGACUGGGACGUGUCCAAAGUGGACCUGGCAUCCAUCGCCGAUCAAACGGCGAGCGUCGAGUAUUACAGAUGGCUGACCUACCUGCUGCUGCUCAUCCUGGACCUGAUCAUCUGCCUGCUGGCCUGUCUGGGACUGGCCAAGCAGUCCCGGUGGCUGCUCACCACGAUGAUGGUGUUUGGAGUUCUGACGUUGAUCCUGAGCUGGACGUCUCUGGGAGCUGACCUGGCCACAGCUGUGGGCACAAGUGAUUUUUGCGUGUCGCCUGACAAGUACAUCAUGAGUCAGACAAAGGGGAUCAUCACUGCUGAUAUUGUUCACUACUAUCUUUACUGCAACCAGACUCUCUCUAAUCCCUUUCAGCAGCCUCUGACCAUCUUCCAGAGGUCUCUGACCACCAUGCAGAUCCAGAUUCAGGGCCUGCUGCAGUUCGCCGUUCCUCUGUUUCCCACAGCCGAGAGAGAUUUACUGGGUAUCCAACAUUUGCUCAACACCUCCGAGGCCAGUCUGCAUCAGCUCACCGCCCUGCUGGACUGCAGGGGACUCAACAAGGACUACCUGGAUGCCAUGGUGGGGGUGUGUUACGACGGGGUGGAGGGCGUGCUGUAUCUGUGCCUGUUCUCCAUCCUUGCAGCCUGUGCCUUCACCGUUAUGCUGUGUGCCAUUCCCAGGGCAUGGAGACAAAUAGCCAGCAGAGAACGGGAUUACGAUGACAUCGACGAGGAGGACCCGUUCAAUCCACGAGCGAGGAGGAUGGGCUCCCAGAACCCCAACCACGCCAACAUGCACAGCUUCUGCAGCUACAGCAGCAGCAUGGGCAGCCAGACCAGCCUUCACCCGCCCGCUCCCACCGUCUCCAACGCCCCCAUGCCUGAGUACAUGAACCAAACAGCUCUGUUUGGAGGAAACCCUCGGUAUGAAAACGUGCCUCUGAUAGGACGAGGCUCCCCACCUCCCUCGAUAUACUCUCAGCCGUAUAGACAUCGAUACUCCCCCACUAUGAGGGCCACCUACCUGUCCAUGACCGAAGAACAAAGUAGACACUUUGGAGGCGACUUCCAAGCAUAGACUUCUUUACUUGUCGAAGGACUCUCCAAAGAAUAUAAUGUGAACAUAUCUGACGUAAACAGACCCGUGAUGUUUCCUGGACGUGAAGCACAAACCCAGCACUGACAGUUACACUGCGGGAGGAAGGGGACGGUGAAGAACAGUUUUAUUUGUCACAAACACAAAUGUGUCUGAAACAAAACUACCUUGAGGCCACAGCUUCUGUAAAUAAAUUGUACAAUAACAGACUGUUUGAUUUGAUUCGAAUUUCUUUCAAAUUUGUGCCCUUUUUUAGAGUUUUUAUAUAGUUCUGUGUGACAGUGUCACAUGAGAUCACAGUUAUUUGCAUCAUUAAUUCUAGUACAUCCAAUACAAAUCUGUUGUUUCUUAUCAGAACUUGGGAAGCUGUGACAUUCUAGCUGUGAUUAAUAUCAUUUUGUUCUUUUUAUUAUUAUUAUUAUUAUUAUUAUUAAAUCAAGCUUUCCAAACAGCACUUUUUUUAAAAAAUGACUUUUUUUUCUCUGAGAAUUUAUUUACAUGCAGUGUUGAUUAUUAAUAUUUUUUAGCAUGUUAAACUGUAAGGGCACUGAGAGCGGUGCUUAUUUUUGUGUGACCAGAAGCCUAAGGGUCUAAAUGUGAGUUGAAUAAACCAGCUUUGAAUACGAAA